Ceratitis capitata (Mediterranean fruit fly) is the source of this 896-nucleotide messenger RNA. Its product is annotated as serine protease 44-like. The record is from RefSeq and is a predicted model, not a curated record. Gene Ontology annotation, biological process: proteolysis. NCBI's taxonomy places the organism in Eukaryota, Metazoa, Arthropoda, Insecta, Diptera, Tephritidae. Gene Ontology annotation, molecular function: serine-type endopeptidase activity.
AUGGCAGCUGUGGUAAAUGUGACAAAGACCCACUCGCUUCCACGUCCAUUGCACUACUUGAACGGCGGGUGCGCGGAAUUGAGUAUAGCCCCGGGACUGUUACUGCAUAUCCAGACGCUUGACUACACCCCAUUACACCCUCGAGCCGAAUUUGGUGAAUUUCCUUGGAUGGUUGCCAUAGUACUAGAAGCCGUAAUUGAUGGUCAAACUGUCAAAGAUUAUAAAUGUGCUGGCUCCAUUUUAGCACCCAACGUCGUUUUGACUGCUGCACAUUCUGUAUAUAAUCUGGAAGCUCAUCUUUUGUUGGCGCGUGCUGGUGAAUGGGAUAUGCAGAGCGAAGAUGAAGAGACACCACAUCAAGAUGCUCGCAUCAAGGAGAUCAUUUACCAUAAAAACUAUGUUAAGGAAAUGCUACACAAUGAUGUAGCGCUACUCAUUCUGGAAACACCAUAUUUUUGGGGAAGAAAUGUAUGACCCAUUUGCUUACCCGUAACUGGUGUUAAUUUCGAUCAAUCAGGUUGUUUUGCCACCGCUUGGGGCAAGAAAAAGGUCGGUAAGGAUGGAACUAAAAUUUUAAAGAAAAUCGAAAUGCGUGUUGUAUCACGACACUUAUGUGAGGCGAAUCUACGUGUAGCGCGACUAUUUAGAUAUUUCCGAUUACAUUCGAGUUUUAUGUGCGUGGCUGGCGAAAGAGGCAAAGAUAUUUGCAUGCUGGAUGGCGGCUCACCGUUGGUAUGCCCCGAUCCAAGACGAUCUGAACGUUACUCGCAAGUUGGCAUUGCGUCCUGGGGUUUGGAUUGUGAGAGGGAAAAUGCGACUGGAGUAUACGCUGAUGUUAAUCAUGUCCGUUCAUGGAUUAUUGAAACACUUGCCAGGCGUGAAAUAUAUUUGUAAAA